AUGGUUCGUGAGAACAACCUCAUCAGACUCCGGGAGAUCAGAGACAAAGUCAUUGCCGAUAAUGUCAACUUUGAGAGCAUUGAUGUCAGCUUGGCCACAAUAGACCGAGUUCUCCAGCGCCAAAAGAUGCGGAUGAAACAGGUCUAUAGGGUUCCCUUUGAGCGCAACUCUGUGCAACACAAAGACCUACGUUACAAGUAUGUGCAAAGGAUAAUACAGUUGGAUGCGAUGGCCAGACCUCAUGAGUACCUCUUCCUGGAUGAGGCUGGCUUCAACCUGCACAAACGAAGGCAAAGAGGCCGUAACAUCAUUGGCCAAAGAGCCAUCACUGAGCCUGGUGAGACGCAGGAGGAGCCCGGUCCGGAGAAACCCCACAGAGCCCAGAACCUCCAAGUGCCAAACACUCCAGGUCUAGGCAGAGUACUCCUACAUAUCAAGUGGCCUCCAGCAAAGCAGCACAAGCUGUGGCACCAGUUUGAUGAGGAUACAUCUAGAAUCAUCAGUGUAACAGCAAAGGGUGAUGUGGAAGGACGACUUCUUAAUCUGACUACAAUCAUCACAAGUUUCGCGACUGAGAGGUUCGGCGUAGAAGGGCCUAAGUUGAGUAAACAUACCUAUACCAGGAACCGCAGGUCAGAUAAGAUCCAUCAACUCCGGAAAGAGCUGCGGAUUCUGACGAAGCAGUUCAGGAAAGCAGCUGAGGAGGAGAAGCCAACUCUCAGCGAGCUUCGGCAGAUUAUUAGAAAGAAGCUCAUGAUGAUGCGUAGAGCAGAAUGGCAUAGGAGGCGGAGAGUUGAAAGAGCCAGGAAGCGAACCUCAUUUGUAGGACCCUUUGGCUUUACAAAAAGACUGCUGGGAGAGAAGCGUAGUGGACGUUUGGAUUGCCCUAAGGAAGAGGUAGAUCACUUCCUGUAUAACACCUUUAGUGAUCCAGACAGAGAGCAAGAGUUAGGGCCACAGACAGCCCUCUUGAAGGUACCAGCACCACUAGUUGAGUUCAACACUUUAGAACCCACCUGGAAUGAAGUUCAAGAGGUGGUACCAGCAGCCAGAGCGAGUUCUGCUCCAGGUCCCAGUCAAGUACUUCUCAGUGUGGAGGGCAAAAUCUUCUUUAGCAUUUUAGCUAGAAGGAUGACAGACUUCCUACUGCAGAAUGGUUAUAUUGACACAUCGGUACAAAAGGGCGGCAUUCCUGGAGUGGCAGGGUGCCUGGAACAUACUGGAGUCGUCACACAAUUCAUAAGGGAAGCACGUGAGGGAAAUGGAGAUUUAGCUGUGCUUUGGCUGGAUCUUGCCAAUGCAUAUGUGUCAAUCCCUCACAAGCUGGUUGAGACGACUCUAGAUCGGCACCAUGUACCCUGUAAGAUCAAGGGUCUCAUUCUGGAUUAUUACAGUAAUUUCAGGCUGAGAGUUACUUCAGGGAGCAUUACAUCAAACUGGCAUCGACUCGAGAAAGGGAUAAUUACUGGCUGUACAAUUUCUGUGAUCCUUUUUGCUCUCGCGAUGAAUAUGUUGGUCAAGGCAGCUGGAACGGAGUGCAGAGGCCCCCUGUCCAAGUCUGGGAUCCGGCAGCCCUCGAUCAGAGCCUUUAUGGAUGACUUGACAGUCACCACUACCUCAGUGCCUGGGUGCAGGUGGAUUCUCCAGGGCCUGGUUAAGCUCAUUUCUUGGGCGAGGAUGAGCUUCAAGCCAACAAAAUCCAGGUCUAUGGUACUGAAGAGAGGGAAAGUGGUGGACAAGUUUCGCUUCUCAGUGGAUGGCAUAACAAUACCAUCAAUUAAUGAGAAACCAGUCACUAGCUUAGGUAAGGUUUUUGACUGUAGCCUCAGAGAUACUGCGUCAAUACAGACAACGAUCAAAAAGCUGGAAGCUUGGUUGUCGGCAGUAGAUAAGUCAGGUUUACCUGGCAGAUUUGAGGCAUGGAUAUACCAGCAUGGCAUUUUGCCAUGGAUUGUUUGGCCGCUGUUGGUGUAUGAAGUGUCGAUGUCUACAGUAGAGGCCCUGGAGAGGAAGAUCAGCUGUCAUCUCCGAAAAUGGCUUGGCCUGCCUCACAGUCUAAUGAGUGUAGCACUAUAUGGCAGGAGUAAUAAGCUUCAGCUUCCUUUCAGCAGUCUGGAGGAGGAGUUCAGGGUUUCUCGUAUAAGAGAGGCCCUAGUCUAUCAAGGCUCUGGAGAUUCUAGAGUAACAGCAGCAGGUAUUGAAGUUCGAACAGGAAGGAAGUGGAGAGCAUAAGAGGGACUGGAGUUGGCAGAGUCUCGGCUGAGAUACAAGGCACUUGUGGGUACAGUGGCAACGGGGCGAGCAGGUUUGGGAGCAAUCCCAAAGCCACAGUACAACAAGGCUCAGGGCAAGGUGAGACGAGAAUUGGUCCUAGAGGAAGUCCGAGCAGGUGUUGAGGAGGUGAGGACCAGCAGGGCAGUCAGCAUGCAGCAGCAAGGGGCAUGGACGAGGUGGGAAGGAGCGCUGGAGAGGAAGAUCACCUGGAAUGACAUCUGGAAGGCAGAGCCACAGCGUAUUAAGUUCCUGGUCCAAGCUGUGUACGACGUGCUCCCCAGCCCAACGAACUUGCAUGUUUGGGGCAAGAGUGAAGUUCCAACGUGUCCACUCUGUCCUCGACGAGGGUCUCUGGAGCAUAUUCUGAGUAGCUGUCCAUCUGCCCUUGGAGAGGGCCGAUACCGUUUGCGACACGAUCAGGUCCUAAAGUGGAUAGCAGAGACCAUUUCACAGGCAGUGGCCAACAAUAAAUAUGUUGAAAGCCAGAGAAGAAUUGCCUUCAUAAGGGCUGGUGAGCAGGCGCAAGCAAAGCAAAAAUCAAUUAGCCUCGUUUCAUCUUCAGCAGACUGGGAGCUGCGGGUUGACCUGGGUAGGCAGCUCAAGUUCCCGGAAUUUGUAACAUCAACCUCAUUGAGACCCGAUAUAGUUUUAACAUCUGCAUCGUCCAAGCAAAUCCUUUUGUUGGAACUGUCAGUCCCAUGGGAGGACCGCAUGGAAGAGGCAAAUGAGCGUAAGCGGCUCAAGUACCAGGAGUUCAUUGAGGACUGCCGAAGGAAGGGCUGGAAGGCUUGCUGUGAGCCUACAGAAGUAGGGUGCAGAGGCUUUGCCGCUCGAACCCUGUGUAAGAUCUUUGCCAGGCUUGGAAUCACAGGAGCGGCAAAGAGGAGAGCCAUUAAGUCCAUCACAGAAGCCGCAGAAAGAGCCUCGAGGUGGAUUUGGAUCAAGAGGUCCGCAAAGUGGGCCAGUGCUGCUGGGACACAAGUUGGGGCGUGAUCAACCCCAGCUGGGUCACCUGAGAGAGGGUGUCUGAUGUUGUGAGA
Molecule: messenger RNA, 3314 nt
Organism: Polypterus senegalus (gray bichir)
Lineage: Eukaryota; Metazoa; Chordata; Cladistia; Polypteriformes; Polypteridae
Source: RefSeq, a predicted model, not a curated record